AUGGAUGGCACUGCGAUCGCCAAAGUUCUGGGGUUGACGUCGUCGGGUAUUUUCGCAGCGGAUGUCAUUUCCAGCGCACAUCGCCACACCAGAGCAAGACUGGCCAAUCUCAGAUAUAACCAGGCUGACGGCCAUGUGUUCAUGUUCCCAGGGUACACGUGGGCGCUGUCCCACGCGGCAGUGCCGGCGAUAUUAUUCGCGUCGGAAGACCUCCAGGCCAAACAGUGGAGGUAUCAGUACUUGAUGGGAUACUAUAUUUCGAGACCCAUGUGUAUUGUCAAUGGACUGUCGUUCGGGUACCUGGCUUAUCAGGCCACGGAAUCGUCAUUCCUUCGCACGCUCUACAUCCUCGCUGCAGUCACGAGCGCGUCGGGGGUCCCUUACGCGCUGACAUUCCUCCGACGCACCAACGGCGCGUUGUCGCGCAAGGCGCAUCGUCUGGCUGGGCCGGGGCCCAACAAUGGGCAGGUCAUGGCGCUGCGCUAUGCGUUCGACGAGCGAAGGAGCGUCGACCGGGACCAGAGGAUGGGCACGGCCGAGACGAUCGAGCGGUGGAGCUGGCAUAAUUACGUGAGGACCUGGGUGCUUGUUCUUGGGACGAUCGUGGGCGCGAUGGCUGUUGCUUUGGAUGGGAAGUAG
Cladophialophora carrionii CBS 160.54 is the source of this 639-nucleotide messenger RNA. RefSeq lists its product as uncharacterized. NCBI's taxonomy places the organism in Eukaryota, Fungi, Ascomycota, Eurotiomycetes, Chaetothyriales, Herpotrichiellaceae. The transcript has 4 exons. The record is from RefSeq and is a predicted model, not a curated record. The coding region runs from base 1 to 639 and encodes 212 amino acids.